Messenger RNA from Aspergillus luchuensis, 984 nucleotides. RefSeq names its product PQ-loop repeat-containing protein. The coding region runs from base 1 to 984 and encodes 327 amino acids. The record is from RefSeq and is a predicted model, not a curated record. Lineage: Eukaryota; Fungi; Ascomycota; Eurotiomycetes; Eurotiales; Aspergillaceae. The transcript has 8 exons.
AUGCUACUAAGUAGUACUUCUGUCGUUGUGCACUUACACACCGAUAUCGGUCUCUUAUUUAGUUGUUAUGCACUACUACCAACCACCUACUGCGUUAUGACUGCUAGCGAUAGUGAUGACGGCAACAUCACGGUUGCCUCCUAUGUCCUAGGCACGAUUGGCACCGUCCUCUGGUGCAUCCAGCUAAUUCCUCAGAUCUGGUAUAAUUGGCGACAGAAGAAAACCGAUGGGUUUCCGCCUUUGAUGAUGCUUUUGUGGGCUUCUUGUGCCGUACCGAUGGGUGCUUAUAUGGUUUUGCAGGAGGUCAAUCUACCGCUACAGAUUCAGCCGCAGAUUUUUGGCUUCUUUUCGCUGGUGAGCUGGGGGCAGAUAUUAUACUAUAAUCAUAGUUAUACUUGUCUCAAGGCAACGUCGUUAGUUGUGGGUACGGCAAUGUUGUUUGGUGGGAUUGAGACGUUGUUGAUUCUCACUUUGAGGAUACCAUAUAAUAAGGGCGUGACCUGGCCGGACCUGGUGGUUGGAGUUGUUGCGGCGAUUCUACUAGCAUCUGGGCUUGUGCCGCCGUAUUUUGAACUGUGGAAGAGAGAUGGUCGCGUCAUUGGGUUCAAUUGGGUGUUCUUGUCCAUUGAUACGCUGGGAGGACUGUUCUCGCUGUUCGCUCUAGCUGCCCAGGGUUCGUUCGAUAUUCUCGGAGGGAUCAUGUACAUUCUCGUGGUCGUCCUCGAGGCAGGAAUAUAUGCAAGCCAUAUCAUCUGGCGGAUUCGAUACCGCGCAGUACGCAAGGAAGCCAAGGCAUCUGGCAGAAGCAUCGAUGAAGUGCUGGAGGAGCGAAAUCAGGUCGAAACGUCUCAGGAUAAUAAGAAAGAUGGGAUCGUUUCUCAUCACCGAGGGAACAACAGCCCUGUGCAGCAGCAGCAGCAGCAGCAGCAUUCGGAGCCAAAAGUAACGCAAAGCAUUUCGGAGGGAAAUGUUGCCGAUGCCUGA